AUGGUUCGAGCAAGCCAGUUGUUGACAUGGCUCGUUGGGGCCGCGUCGGCAGUGAAUGCCGCUGCCAUUGAAGUUGCUCCAGAGGCUCUCGUUGAUCGAGGUCUGGAUGUGUCCGUGGAUCUCGACCUUACUUUCGGCCAAUGCCAUCCAGUCCUUCGCAAGCAGGACUUUUGGAUGGAGACGAUCAAGCAUACUGGCAUCUCUCCAUUCCUCAACGACUCCUCAUACACCGUGUACCGCAACGUCAAGGACUUUGGUGCAAAGGGCGAUGGUAAAACAGACGAUACUGCGGCAAUUCAAGCUGCGAUUGACGCUGGCGGACGCUGCCUCUGGGGAUGCGGCCCAGGAGAUCCUCCCGCAAAGACUCUCAAGCCAGCCCUCAUCUACUUCCCCUCUGGCACAUACAAGAUCUCGCGCACGCUCAACAGCUACAUCUUCACUCAGCUCGUCGGCAACCCGCUGGACAGGCCCGUCCUCAAGGCCGACAAGAACUUCUCCGGCCUCUAUCUCCUCGACACGUUCCCCUCUCCCACCACUUCGCCGUUCCCCACGACCAUCAACCUGUACUACCAAGUCCGCAACUUUGUGUUUGACACCACCAGUGUCGAUGUCAAGUCGUCUGUGGCGUGCGUCAACUGGCCGUCCGCCCAGGCCGUGACGCUGAGCUUCAACCACAUGAAGAUGGCCGAGAACAGUAUGCACCAGGGUGUUGUUUUCAACGGAACAACUGGCGGCGGCGGCGGCUCUGCUACCUUUAUGGGCGACUUGGAGUUCACUGGAGGAAACAUCGGUAUUCGGCUGAACAACCAGCAGUACGCGAUGCGCGCUUUGACGUUCAACAACGUCAAGACGGGCAUCCAGAUUGACCACAUCUUCACGCUGUCUCUCCAGGGCGUCAAGUUCAACAACGUCAACGUCGGAGUCAACUUCACAGCUCCGCCCAACAACUCCGUCGGAUCCGUCAUUCUCAUCGACUCAGAAGCCACCUCCACCGACAAAGUCGUCGUUUCCCAACACACAAAGAAUGCAGACGGAGCUCUCAUCAUCGAGAACCUCAAGAUCAACCGUGUUGGACACGUUGUUGCCGACACCCAAGGCGCUUCUCUUGUGUCAGGAUCAACCCGUUCUACCACGAUCAAGUCUUACAUCCAAGGAACUGUGUACAAGGACGAGACGACCGGCAAGUACCUCGAGACCAGCGGCUCGCUGUCACGGCCCCAAGCCCUCGUCGACUCGAGCGGUACUUACUGGGCAAAGUCACGUCCUCAGUACGAGCAGUACAGCUCCGGCUGCUUCUCCAGUGUUCACGACUUUGGCGCCAAGGGUGACGGCAAGACGGAUGCCACAAAGGCCAUCAAUGCCGCGCUCAAGGCGAAUGCCAACCGACGGAUCACGUACUUCCCUGCUGGAAACUACCGUGUCAGCGGCACCAUCCACGUCCCGGUUGGAUCGAGGAUUGUCGGCGAGGUCUGGUCCACCAUCAGCGCAUAUGGAAAGGCAUUCGAAGACGAAAAGAACCCGCAAGUCGUCUUCAAGAUGGGCGAGACGGGCUCCCGCGGCAUCCUCGAAGUGACCGACAUUGCAUUCGACGUGGCCGACGUCCUCCCCGGUGCCAUCCUCGUCGAGAACAACGCUUCCGGCUUCAGGCCCGGCGACGUCGGUCUCUGGGACACGCACUUCCGCGCCGGCGGCACAAUCGGCUCAGCCGUCGAGACCAAGUGCCGCUCGUAUCCUCAGUCGCCCAUUGAUCAGUGCAAGGCCGCCUUCUUGUUUAUGCAUCUCAAGUCCAACAGCCAGACGUACAUGGAGAGCGUCUGGGGCUGGUCGGUCAACCGCGAUCUGGACGGCUUGAGCGGCGCCACGAACGGGACCAGCCAGUCUGUUGCUGUCGGACGAGGCCUCCUUGUUGAGUCCAAGCGCGGAACCUGGCUGGUUGGCACUGCGUUUGAGCAUUUCGUGCUGUACCAGUAUCAGUUUGUGGGUGCGCAGAACGUUCACGCUCUGAUGGCGCAGACGGAGACGGUGUACUGGCAGCCUGCUCCUGCAGCUCCCGCGCCUUGGACACCUGACGCCCGUUACUCGGAUCCCGACUACUCCAACUGCGAUGGAAGCGCGCUGCAGUGCCUCAUGGGCUGGUCUCUCCGCGUCGUCGGCGGAAGCGACAUGACCUUUUACGGAUUGGGUUUCUGGCAGUUCUUCAACGGCCUCAACGGUGUUUCGGGCCCCUAUGCUCAAGACAACAUCGUCUCCAUCGAAGGUCAGCCCAAGCGGUUGAAGAUUUACAAUCUCGGAACGCACUUGGUCAAGAACAUGGUGACUGUCAAUGGUCAAGCGGCUGCGCUCAGUGCGGAUAACAAGGGUGGCUGGGGCGGUCUUAUUGCAGCCUAUCUGCCUUUUGCAUAG
Molecule: messenger RNA, 2403 nt
Organism: Trichoderma reesei QM6a
Lineage: Eukaryota; Fungi; Ascomycota; Sordariomycetes; Hypocreales; Hypocreaceae
Product: glycoside hydrolase family 55
Exons: 7
Coding region: 1-2403 (800 amino acids)
Molecular function (GO): polygalacturonase activity
Source: RefSeq, a predicted model, not a curated record